This is a messenger RNA of Salvelinus fontinalis (brook trout), 3133 nucleotides long. RefSeq lists its product as uncharacterized. The record is from RefSeq and is a predicted model, not a curated record. Bases 420 to 2561 code for a protein of 713 amino acids. Lineage: Eukaryota; Metazoa; Chordata; Actinopteri; Salmoniformes; Salmonidae. The transcript has 9 exons.
CGUCAUUUCCACUUUCCCGGUAGGUUGGAAUGUGUCCUGUCCAAUGAGAACAGAAGUGAUAUUUUUUGAUUCUCAACGGGUUGGCUACAUUGCAAGUCUGCAACGGGCAACUGGAAAGGACAAUCUGAACCUCACUGCCAAUGAUCUCUGGGGUCACGAACAUGUUUCUGCUUUAAAGCAUAAAGUACAGAAUCUGCCACCUGGCUCUGUGGAGCAAAGAAGUACCCAAGAGACACCAGCAGUGUCAAUUAGUCCCAUUCCACCGAUGUCAGGCCUAUUGAUGCUAAGUUAAGCAACCAAUUUGCAAGGAAGAUCCCAUUUAGUCUGAAAGCAGCCCAGAGAUAACCAGUCAGACAGCUCAACUGAAUUGUCCAACUAUCCACCUUGAGUGCACCGGGCCAAAUACAGACGUCUCCUGAAUGUCACUCCAUAUGGAGACUCUGCCAGACUCUAGUGUUAUAAGUGGAGAAACUUCACCUCUUAAAGACAGCUGUCAUUCAUCUACACCAUCACAGCACAGUGGUAUCAGUGGGGAGCCCAGAGCCAAGCGGUGGUCCUCUAACCAAAGAACCAUGCUCACCCCUAUUUUACAACCCAUCCAUCAUGGAUUCAACGGGCAGAAGUCCCGUUCCCCAAUUUUGAGUCCCAUGCAUGCCUCAAAGAUCUUCAGGAUUCAAGAUGAAACUUUACCGAACUGCACUGGAGAAAGUUUAUUUGAGGACACUAUAGACUCCUGCUUUUUGCCUAUGGUGGAGCCCACCAUUGGCAGCUCUACAAUGGAUUUGUCACACACACCUCCGGAGACUUGCAUUUCUAUGAAAGAGAGUUUCACUAAACCAGAGGAUGCAAAUAAAUUAGAGCCCCUUUGCAAAUCUUUUUGUCUCAGUUUGCAGGGAAGUCCUACACCAACAGCUCUCAGGGAGACUAUAUCAAUCAAUAGCUGUUCCAGAGCUUCCCUGGAGGGCACACAUGACAUAUCUGCAUUCGAGGGCAGCAAAGAAAGUCUGCAUUCCUUAGAACAUAAGGUACAGAACCUGACCACCAAUGUUGCUGUGUCUGCUGUGGUCCGAAAAUCAAGUGUUGCCUCUUUCUGUCUCUCAAAUGCUAAUGUCACACACAUAAUUUGCCCUGAUAGUGAGAUGUCUGCGUCCUGUACGGUGCCAUUGUCCUCGUCAACAUCUGGUUCCUUGUGUGAUGACAAGAGUGUGAACAAUGGCACCUUUGAGCUUAUGGUUGAACCAACACUGGAGCCCAAAACUGAGACCAAUGAGCCCAAUGUCACGACUACUGCGCUGGAGGCUGUGGAGAUUAGUAGGCCGAUGAAAGACACCUUUGAAGCUUGCCCUCCUAUGAAGUUCAAUACAACCACUGAGCAAGAGACUUAUGAUGGUACCAAACAACUUCUAAACAAUACUUUUCAAACUAACCCUCAUUUAAAUGCAACCACUGAGCCAGUGACCAUUGUUGGCAAUGCACGCCCCUCUUUUCAAACUGACCACGAACCAACAAAAGGUUCUGAAGUCAAUGUCCGUGACCAUACGGUACAGUCCCAACAAGGCCCGUCCGGGAGAGAUGGUGACCCCUUCACCUUGGAUGAUACCCUGGAGUUGGGUCCCAACUUUCUGCUCACAUCCACGCCCAUGGUUACAUCUAAGGCUUUAAGGAAACCGGAGAGACCCUCAGAUGUGUGGAAAAGGUUAUCUUCGGGCUUCCUGCCAAAACCAGCCAAACCACCUGCUGUCUCUAAACUCGCCACUUAUAGGAAGACGUUCCUUCAGCCCCGGAGUGUCACCUCCAAUCCCAAAUCACUGCUACCCCCACUGAGAUCUGUGUCCCAGCUUCCAUCACUGACUUGCCCACCAAAGACCAAGACAGCCCCCGUGGCUUCAGCCCCCUUGGAGCCAUCCUCCUCUGCCAUACCCAGCACAAGAUGCAAAACACGAGCAGAUGCCUUGGGACAUGCUGCGGUCACUGUUUCUCAGCAGGCCUCGACAGAAAGUACUUCCAGUAGUAGGCGUAGCACAAUUGCAGAAUCCAAGCUGACGAGCACUGGCCUGAGGAAACCUCAAUCCUAUGGCACUCAGAGAUCCGUAGCUAGCCUCAGGCAUCCUGCAGUAAGAGCUAUGGCAACCCACUCCACUGAAAAACCCAGCCUCUCUUCAGGUUUAAAUGGAAGGAGUCUACAAGCACCCAACCAAGGCCAGAAGCACUUGCCAACCAGCAGUGAUGCUUUUCCUGUAGCAAAGAGGAAAAAAAUAGAUGGCCCAGAUCUUUCAACUAGCAGUAAAGCUCGAGCAUGCUCUCCAGAGCCAGCCCGCGGUGCUAGGUGCUUGAAGAAGCCUGCAACCAACUUGAAGACUGUACCGGCAAAGAAACUGAUCCCUGAGUGUUCAAACUAUGUCCUACUUCAGCAAGAACUGGAGACGUGUCGUCAAGAAAAUGAGAGACUACAAGCAGAGUGUUCAAACUAUGUCCUACUUCAGCAAGAACUGGAGACGUGUCGUCAAGAAAAUGAGAGACUGCAAGCAGAGCUACGUAAUCGUGACGGGGUGGAUUUGUAAAGGAAGACACAAAAAUGGAAUGGAUUGCACAGAUACAUGGAAUAAGUAACAGAUUCAAAUGAAAUUGUUUCACUUUUUUAAAGAUUUAAUAAAGAUUUGAUAUGCCUAUUGGUUGUUGUUUUUUGGUUUAGAAGAGGACUGAGUAUACCAAACAUUAGGAACACUGUCCUAAUAUAGAGUCCCCCCCCCUGUUAUGAAUGUUAUGUAUAAUGACUAAAUGAUGUAUACAUUUAAAAGUAAUGAUAGGACUGUAACUAACAGAAUUCUACCCUGUCUGAUGAAGAAUGUUUAUACAUAGGCGAAGAGGAAGUGUUAACAGACAACUUGUGACCACUGAAACUAACAGGAAAGAUGUCUCGUCCCCACUCAGGGAGGGGAGAAACCGUUGGGCUUGCAGUAGAUUGCUUAUCAUAAUGCUACAACAUGUUACACAAUGUAGGCAUAAGAGAAGACUUGUAAAACAGCAUUGUCAUUGUCUGAGAGGGACAUUUAUGACGAAACGAGAGGUAUAUAAACCAAUGUACAUGAAAUGAUGGGCAGAGCACUCGAGAAUAAACGCUAUUGGCAAAGUA